UGUGAAGAUUAAUUAAUUAAUGUUCCUGCAAAACAAGAAUUAAAUCCCUACUACCAUCAUUAUCACUUGUUGCUAGAAACACAGAGAGCAUAGUUCCAAAAUACGUUGUAGGGCUGAGCAGAAGCAUAACUGAAUUCCAUAAGUCACCAUGCCAUAAACUUACUCCUCUUCCGAUAUUAAGGUACUGAGUUUAUCAGUCUGUACAGCAGUCUUAACUUUCUGCAAGAGUCUUAAAAAUCUAUAUUCAGACAUGACUUUAAGAGAGCCACAAAUGUAUUCUUUUAAUAGCAGUGCACACACCUAUCAGAGAAUUCCAUUGCAAAGAUGCCAAGAACCAUUCCUACACUACUAUUCCAGCAAAACCUAAGUGAUUGUUACUACUAAACAAAUCAAGCUACCAAUUCAGUUCAACAGGAGGAGAAAAUGGCACCCCUAAUUCCCAACACAGAUGCAAAACUGUAUCAUCAGAUCAACGGAACCAGUUUUUGUGUAGAAGUGGUCUCCUGGUUCCAGUGUUCCCUUUGAUGCGGCAAAAUCAACAAGCUAACAAGAUUUCAUAACCACCUUGUGUAGGGAAGCUACUGAAAGACACAAUGACUGAAUUCUUGGUUUGCUUUAACUGGUGCAGUGGUGAGCAGCCCCAGCCAAAGAGACGUCGGAGACUAGACCGAAAAAUGAUUGGAGAGCCAAUGAACUUUGUCCAUACUGCCCAUGUUGGAACAAGAGAGAUGAAUAGUGGUUUUACAUCAGCUGGGUCAAUUCAGGACCAUAUGAAGUCAAAAGGUGGCUACACAAAUGGUACUCCUGCAAGUGCAGAACUAUAGAAAACUCGAAAGGAGAUUGAUGCACCAAUUUUUGAAAUUCUGGAAACUGAUGUUGUUGGAAGAACUCACUUGUUUGCACUAAUAGUAUAAGAUUUUCUACUGGAGAAUGGAGUAUUUCAUAGUGAUGUAACAUUUCUCUGACUCUAGUAGUUGGAUGCCCACAUUCUAACUAAUUCGUUGCUGGAACUGUACACUAGUGUUGCUUUUAACUUUAUAAAUUAGAUCUUACUUUUUUUGUCUUUAAAGCCCAGUGAAGUCUUCACAACACCAAGGCUUUUGUGAUGGAUACGCUUACAAAAUAACUGGGUUCUCCAUCCUAAAGUAGGUCCAGGUGACUGGAAAAACAGGUAUGUUUUUCCAUCACUGAGCUUCAGUGCCUAGCAUGCUCUCUCCCACUACUAUAAUAACUGCAACAGAUCUUCACUGUGCCAAAGUCUCUGAAAGAGGCUAGGUAAUGCUGGAUGGGUCUCAACAGAAUACUCGACUUUCUUCAGACUUAAAUUUAUGCAACAGCAAUUUAGAUUACCAAUUGAAUUUGACAUUAGAGAUGACAUUCUAGGUAUCAAGCAGUCAUGUAGCGUGGUGGGUGGGUGGGUGGUUUGGUUUUUUUGUUUUGGUAGUUGAUUGGUUUGUUUUUUUUCCAAUAGUAGUGACACCAGAUCUAACUACAAGUGACAGCCUGUCUUCCAGACACUUCAAAAAAUAAAACCAGUCUGAUUACUUUUUGUUUUUUAACUGCAUUGGAAGUUCUUAGAUAACUUUUUUAAACCGAAGUAGAUGAUGUAAUGGCCUAAAUUAAGUGGGGAAAUAGGCAGACUAGUCUUAAUCACUUCUCAAAGAAACAUACCACAUUUGACACUUAAAUGCGAAAUCGUAGUCUGGGUAUACUUGAUAAUGUGCAGUGCAGGCAUUUUGAGAUGUUGCCUCUGGCCUUCAUGACUAUUUAACUAAAGCAACAAGUUUAAGUAUCCCUUGAAGUGACUAGGUCCAUAAUCACUGUCAUAAGUGCAUCUUUACGCUUUUUUGAAUCUUGGGUAAUAGACAAUUGUCUUCUCAAACUAUGCAAUUGGUAUGGAUGCAGCAACUUAAAGUGGUCAUAACUUCCUUGAUUUCACUUAAGUUCAUGAACUUGAAUUAUCGCCAACUUUAGAGCAUUGACAAGACACCUGGUAAGUCAGUGGAACUCUCAUUUAUUUCAACAGGAGUAGGAUCAGGCCUGCAGGUUUGUCUUUAAAAUAUCUUUCAACACAGUGUGAUUUGACCACUGUCAUGCGACUCUCCUAUAAAUUAAAGAGGUCUUCUGUGACUGAAAUGUGUCAGUGUAUACAUAUUGCUAUAAGACCUGAUGUGAAGGCCUAAGACAGUGUUUCCCAAACUUGGGAUGCUGCUUGUGUAGGGAAAGACCCUGGCAGGCCAGGCCAGUUUGUUU
Molecule: messenger RNA, 2253 nt
Organism: Gopherus evgoodei (Goodes thornscrub tortoise)
Lineage: Eukaryota; Metazoa; Chordata; Testudines; Testudinidae
Product: CDC42 small effector protein 2-B-like
Exons: 5
Coding region: 594-824 (76 amino acids)
Biological process (GO): regulation of Rho protein signal transduction
Cellular component (GO): plasma membrane
Molecular function (GO): small GTPase binding
Source: RefSeq, a predicted model, not a curated record